GGUUCCAUACUGACAUAUGGCUUCAGAGAACGGCGAGUUUUGGCCUGAAUUUCUCGCUGGAAUAGACGAGUUAGAAUAUGUGCGCACACGGUAUUGCAAUGUCGUGUGUAUGGAGUUAUCUUCGGGAGAAAUGGAUCGCUCAACGCGAGUUAUUUUGAGCAGAUCCCUACUUAGUGAUGCAGAUUUGGUGAACAAGAAGAAGCCAAGCAAAAACAAGGAAAUCAAAGAAGCUGGGAAUACUGAAGAAGAUAAAAAUUGCUUAGAAUUAGCACUGUCAUUUGCCGCUGAAGAGGACAGUUCUGACAACAGAGUGGAAGAUGAGCCAGUGACCAUAUUGUUUGAAGACAGUGAAUUGGAAGCAAUGAAGAAAAUGGGGUUGCCAACAUCAUUCAUGCCGGCCAGCAUUUCACCUUUAACUGAUAAGUCAAAGAAUGGAGGAAUCGUUAAAAAAGCCAAAAAGAAAAAGAAAAAAUGCAGAAAAGAACGUCAAAGAACGAAUGCAAAAGAUUUGGAUUUUGAGCAUUUCAAUGGUGACAAAAUUGAUGAUUGUUGCAAGCCUAACAUUGUUGAAGAAAAGGGGCCCAAUGCUGUUGACACCGCAAAAAAUCUCGCAAACGGCAUAUAUGAAGAAGCCAGCACUAAACAAGGAAAUAUCAAUCAACUUGCAGAAUCAACUUGUACUGAUGAUGUGGUUAGUCAUCCAGGUUUUGAUGAACAGAGUCAUAUCAUUGAAGAGGUAAUCGGAAAUCCUACAGACUACAAGAUAUGUGAGGUUGCAUUGCUUGCCAAUGAUAAGACAGAAAGAGUAAAUGAAGAUUUUUCAACUUCAGUUGAAGAAAAAAACGAAAAUGAUAUUACCAAUCAACACGCUGGUAAUGAAAACGAUCAUUUGCCAAGGAAAGAUGUGGAGAUUAUGAAACCGAAAACUGUUUCCGAAAGAGUUGCAGAUGAACAAGAAAAUAUGGCUUUUGAGGACGAAGUAGGCAAAGAACCACUUUCAAGUUUAGCCAAAGAUUUCUGUUCAAAACCAUCUGUUCCGAAUGAAAAUGGAGACUGCUCAAAAACGUCAGUUGAGGAUAGUGGAUGGGAGGAGUACUGGAGCACCUUUGCUUAUGAACUAACGUUGCAAAGCUGGAAUGCGAUACAUCCAGGAGUUCGUCCGCCGUACAGCGACGACGAGACGGUCAAUCCCGAUCGUCCCGACGAAGGUUUGACGUCGGAGGAUGACAAUUCGUGGGAGGAAGCCUGGUUGAAGUUGCGGGAUGAGGUCUGCGAUUAUUAUUAUAAUGAAUAUCACUAUUGGUACGCGCAAGGAUAUCGUAAGGGAAGUGAUAUUGAACGAGAAAAUGAUGUAAAUAAAGGAGAAAAUUCUAGAAGAAAAAAUGAUUUCGCUACCGAACACAUCAAUGAGCUGACAGAGGAAAUUGUGGAUACUUCAUGUGAGUUGACCAAAAGUGAUUGUGUUGACGCGGAGAUCCAUUCAGGUGGAAGACCAGAUUUUGACAGAAUUGGUGUUGGUGUUAGCGGCAUUAAAACGCAUCCUGAUUGCAGUAUUGAGCCGGUGGAAGGGGUGCUUAACCAAGAGCAUUAUGGCGUCAGAGAGGACGACAUGAGCAACUUGGAUGGUGAAAAGCAAUCGAUGAAUUCUGACUCUAGUGGUUCUGAAAAUAAGCAAGGAAAAAGGUUGCUGGAGGUUGAAGAGCGUGACCAUGAAGAAAAAUAUAUUCGGGACGUUUACAACGUGCUAGGUUUUAAAAUGGGUUCAAGUGAAGAACAUUGCAAUGGCCGCCCGAAGUACAAAAGUGCGCGCUUAAGUUUCAAAGGAAAGGAGUUUUCAGUUGCUUGUGAAGAGAUUGUUGACUCCAUGCCGGACAGCUGUGAGACGACAUUGAAUGAUCAGGUGGAGGGAAAACAGUUUAGUUCCAAGGCGAGCUCGAGUGAGUCAGGGCAAGAAGACGAAGUGGAGAGCGAAAUCCUCAAAGAAGGUCAGUGUAACUCGAACAGUUCUACCUGUCCUAGUGUCAAUGAGGGGAAUACGUGUCCUGAAGAUUCAACUAUGAGUUCGAACUGUGAAAGAACUACUGCAAGGGAAAGUAAAGAAAAUGACUUCGAGGAAUGUGAAAGCAAAGGUAAUCCUACAGACAAAACCCUGGCGAAAUAUUGGCAUCAAAGAUAUCGCUUGUUCUCGCUUUACGAUGAGGGAAUCAAGAUGGACGAUGAGUCUUGGUUUUCUGUGACACCCGAACGAAUCGCAAAACACAUCGCCCAUAGAUGUCGCUGUGAUCUGAUCGUUGACGCGUUCUGCGGCGUCGGUGGUAACUCCAUACAGUUUGCAUUCACUUGCGAGCGGGUAAUAGCGAUAGAUAUUGACCCGGUGAAAGUCGAACUAGCCCGGAACAACGCGAGGAUAUACGGAGUCGAGGAUAGGAUUGAGUUUAUUGUAGGGGACUACAUGAAGCUCGCACCAACCCUCUGCGCCGACGUGGUGUUCUUGAGCCCGCCGUGGGGUGGACCAGCGUACUCCGAUGCGGCAGUCUUUGACCUUCAGACCAUGAUACCCAUGGAUGGAUUUAAAAUAUUUGAACUAAGCAGAAAUAUCACUGAGAACAUUGCGUAUUUUGUACCAAAAAACACCAACAUUGAGCAGUUGACAUCGCUGGCAGAUUUCGAUGGGAGAGAGAAGGUUGAAAUUGAACAAAAUUUUUUGAACAGAAGGGUAAAGACAAUCACAGCGUAUUUUGGUGAACUUAUUAAGAAUAAAAAGUGAAACAAAUCUAUUAUUUUAUAUCACAUAUAAGUUAGUUAGAAAAUCAAAUGGUGGAAUCCAUAUAAACAUAAAUAUCACGCUCAUCAUCUCUUGAAAAAACUACACCAUUCUUCCGUAGUAU
This is a messenger RNA of Dendronephthya gigantea, 2888 nucleotides long. RefSeq names its product trimethylguanosine synthase-like. The record is from RefSeq and is a predicted model, not a curated record. Gene Ontology annotation, cellular component: nucleus. Gene Ontology annotation, biological process: 7-methylguanosine RNA capping; 7-methylguanosine cap hypermethylation. NCBI's taxonomy places the organism in Eukaryota, Metazoa, Cnidaria, Anthozoa, Malacalcyonacea, Nephtheidae. Gene Ontology annotation, molecular function: RNA cap trimethylguanosine synthase activity.